Nerophis lumbriciformis (worm pipefish) is the source of this 1284-nucleotide messenger RNA. RefSeq names its product delayed-rectifier potassium channel regulatory subunit KCNS3-like. NCBI's taxonomy places the organism in Eukaryota, Metazoa, Chordata, Actinopteri, Syngnathiformes, Syngnathidae. Gene Ontology annotation, biological process: protein homooligomerization; potassium ion transmembrane transport; action potential. Gene Ontology annotation, cellular component: voltage-gated potassium channel complex; membrane. The record is from RefSeq and is a predicted model, not a curated record. Gene Ontology annotation, molecular function: protein binding; voltage-gated potassium channel activity.
AUGAUGUAUGGACAGAUCCUUCACCCUCCCCCUCGUGAGGACUGCUUCAUCGUCGUCAACGUUGGAGGUUUCAAGCAAAAACUGGAUCACAACGUUCUCAACCGCUUCCCUCAGACCCGCCUGGCUCGUCUUUUGUGCUGCAACUCCAGAGAAGCCGUCCUGGAGCUUUGCGAUGACUUCAUCCCCGCAGAAAUGGAGUAUUAUUUUGACCGUAAUCCACUUUUUUUCGGUUACAUUCUGAACUUCUACCUGACAGGUAAAAUGCACCUGGUGGAUGGUUUGUGCGUGGUGUCCUUCUCCCAAGAGAUCGAAUAUUGGGGUAUCAAGGAGUGCCACCUGGACUUGUGCUGUAGCGGUUCAUACCAAGACCUCCUGGAUGAAGCCGAUGACGUGGGCGGGGAAACAUUCACAGAAGAUCUGUCUGCUGUGGACCAGGAAGUCGAUCUGUUUGACGGCACCUGCUGUGCAAAUGUGCGUCAGAAUGUUUGGAUCCACCUUGAGAAUCCGUCGUACUCAACUUCAGCCAAAGCCAUGGCCGUUGCAUCCAUGAGUGUGGUCCUGGUGUCCAUCGUGGCCAUGUGUGUCCAUAGCAUGCCAGACUUCCAGCAGGUGGACCACAACAACAAACAGCUUGAAGACCCAGUGCUGAAUUUCUUUGAAAACCUCUGCGUCCUCCUGUUUUCUGUAGAAUUUAUUCUUCGUCUAGUCGUCGCUCCAUCAGCCAGGAACUUUUUACGCAGCCCUCUCAAUGUCAUCGACUUGAUGUCAAUCAUGCCGUUCUACGUGACUUUGGCUUGCGAUGUUGGUCUGGUGGAUGAAGGUGAAAACUCAGAGGUGGAGAAGGUGGGCAAAGUGAUGCAGAUCCUAAAGUUGAUGCGAGUCUUCCGCAUCUUAAAGCUGGCUCGCCACUCGGCGGGCCUGCGCUCUCUGGGGGCCACGCUGCGACACAGCAGUCGGGAAGUCGGUCUCCUGGUGCUUUUCUUGUUUGUGGGAAUCUCCAUGUUCUCUGCACUCAUGUACUUUGUCGAGAAGGAGUCCCUGGAGUCAGAGCUGCAGACGAUCCCUAUUGGCUGGUGGUGGGCCACCAUUAGCAUGACCACCGUGGGCUACGGGGACACUUUUCCCGUUACUCUCGCUGGAAAGCUGGUAGGAACUGUGUGUAUUCUCUCCGGGCUGCUUAUGGUGGCUUUGCCCAUCACCAACAUCUUCAAUAAGUUCACCAACUUCUACCAGAAACACAAUAAAGUGGACCAGAUGAAAGCACAAACAUUAUCCAGUGAGUGA